Molecule: messenger RNA, 1020 nt
Organism: Bipolaris oryzae ATCC 44560
Lineage: Eukaryota; Fungi; Ascomycota; Dothideomycetes; Pleosporales; Pleosporaceae
Exons: 1
Coding region: 1-1020 (339 amino acids)
Source: RefSeq, a predicted model, not a curated record
AUGUCUUUGUUUUCUCGGCACUUGAUCCUUAUCGCGUCGUCGGCUCUUUUUCUUUUGUUCAUCGCAAUAUCGUUAGCGACGGCUAUCCAGAUUCGCGGUAUAUCGCCGCAGAUCGUACAGAUUAGCUCUGCGCAGGCUGCUAAGAUUGGGGAUGAUGAAGACGUGGUGGCGGCCAAGGCGCUGCUGAAUGGCACGGAAUUUGAUCGGGGAGAUGUGUUUAAUGGGAGCAGCGUUAUAUCUGGAUUGCCGCUUGCAUCUACUCUCAUGACGAUGACGUUGGGGUCCACUGACACUGCGAAAACACUUGUGUCAUCUACUUUGGAUAAAGCCAUUCCGUCUACUGCUACAGUAAAAACGACUGUAUCCACUGUCCUGACGAAAACGCUCGGUUCCACUACUUUGACCACGACCCUCGUAUUCACCACUACCGUAGCGAAAUCGCGCAUAUCCACUACUACUACAACGGAAGAAGGCGUACCCACCCUCAUGACUGAAACAGCAGAAGGUGUAAUCGGGUUCACCCCAGAACCCCAAAGCAGCGCCAACUGGGACGCCGAGGGCGUCUUAGGCCCCAAACCCACACCUACACCAUCCCGAGUUCCAGCCCCCAAACCCGCUGCUCCCCCCGCCCCGCAACUCCCCAUCCUCGCCCUCACCUACUCCGGCUCUGGCGGCCCCAAACACUGCCGCGGCAAACUCCUCAAAAAAUCGUACUUCCCGCCUCCCCUGGAAAAGUGGAAGAACGGAACUUGCAUCAACCUACCCGGCGAAGCGCGCUGUGGCGUGUUUUUCUCGAACAAAGGGGAUAAUUGCGAGGCGCAGCUAUUCAAUGAGGGGGAUUGCUUGAAUACCACGAGUACGUAUAUCAAUACUGUGGUUUUUAUGCCAGAAGAGAGGCCUGUGGGUGCGCUUUGGAGGAGUAUGUUUGUCCGGUGUGGGGUAGAGGUGCCGGAGACGAAGAUGUUGGAUCCGAGUAUUCUUGGGGGUGCGCUGAAGAGACCCGGUGGUGGUCAUGGUUGA